This is a messenger RNA of Trametes versicolor FP-101664 SS1, 2517 nucleotides long. RefSeq lists its product as uncharacterized. The record is from RefSeq and is a predicted model, not a curated record. NCBI's taxonomy places the organism in Eukaryota, Fungi, Basidiomycota, Agaricomycetes, Polyporales, Polyporaceae. Bases 1 to 2517 code for a protein of 838 amino acids. The transcript has 9 exons.
AUGGCUCCUUUAAUCCGGGAUCCCGCGUUGAAGCGUGCGGAUGCCCUUUCUUCGGUUGGUAGCUCGUCAGGUGGGUUAUCUACAGCGCAGGCUAGCCCUGCUGCUUCAUCGUCUGUGACGUCUUCAUCUUCUGCUGCAAGUUCCUCAUCCCCUGCUCUCACGACCGCUGUCUCAGAGAGCUCAGCCACCGUCCUUUCAACCUCGGAAGCGGCGUCUUCCCCCCAGUCAAGCGAGGCCGUUACUACCGACCACAAGCGCGAGCAGCAGCGAUGCGUCUUCGCCUUCCGCACCGAUACCCUCGACUUUGUCUUCUUCAGCGGUACCGACCUCGAUCCCGGUAACGUCAGUGGCGGCGACUCCGUCUUCUGCUUCUGCUUCUGUCUCUUCUCCUGGAGGGCUCUCGAUUCCCACCGCCGUAACAGUGGUGGUGGACCCUUCAUCUGCGGCUGCGACGGAAAGCACGCCUACGCCUACGGGUCUGUCACCAACGGGACUGCAAGUGACUUCGGCGGCGAUACCUACGGACGCGACGAGCACGCCCAGCAGCUCGCCACAGCCAACGUCUACUUCAGAGUCGACAUCGCAGGUCCCGACGACCAGCGCGGCUGGGCCUUCCAGCUCAUCCUCGGCAGCAGCUAUGACGAACCAUCGACUUCGGCGGCCGUACCAACGUCAUCUGCCGGCGGGUCCGCGGCUGCCAGUGGUAGUGGGGGUGCAGUGGCAACGCCAUCCAGCACUGGGUUAACUGCAGUUCCUAUAACCGGCAUAAUCCAAACUAGCGCGCAGCCGGAUCCCAUUCCGACUACGACAGGCUCUGCGGCUGCCAGUGGGAGCGCCAGUGGGAGUGGAGGUGCAGCGGCAACAGCGUCUAGCUCUGGGCUGUCUGCGGUUCCUAUAACCGGCACGUCUCGAACUAGCGCACAGCCGGAUCCCGCCCCCGUCUCUUCUGCUGCCGGUGCGCCUUCCGACACGCCUUCGACUGCUGCAGAUAGCAACGCCACCAAGACUGCCAAGUCGGACUCUCAAGCUGCGACUCCCACAGCUGGAAGCAAGACAGGCGCUCAGGAUGCUUCGAGCAGAGCGGCAGCUGCCCCGACAACCUCGGCAGCCGGCGUAUCCCCCACGGCCAACCAAGCCAUCCCCACAAGCUCGGCCGCAGACCAAGGCACGACUGGGAGCGGAAACAACGCGACUGCAGGCAACGGCACGGACCCUGCUGCAGGUAACAGCGCGGGCUUUGGCAACACCACGGCUGCUGCAGGGACCGGCAACGGCGGCGCUGGCAACACAGACACUGCUGCAGCUACUGCGACUGCAACAGACGCGAAGGGGGGCGCGACCGCCACCGCGAGUAGCGGUGCCGCGACCGACUCACAGAGCGCCGACGCCCAGCCCACCGCUUCUGCUACCUCUGUAGACGAUGGUAAUAACGGUGCGGCUUCGUCGUCGGCGCCGACGGCCGUCAUUACUCGCCCGGUAGGGCAAAAGGCAGCUGACAAUGCUCCCACGACUCCGGUAGUGACCACCUCAACGAGCGCAGCGACGUUCACGAUACCCGUGACGAUCGUCUCGAACGGGCUCACGUCGACGUCGUUCCAGCUCUCCACAAGCACGAGACUCGUCACCUCGACGCUCCUGCCCGCGCCGACCAGCGUCACCGCCGCAUCGUCCUCUUCGGGCUCCUCGUCCGCCCAAACAGGCGCGAUCGUCGGCGGGCUCAUCGGCGGCCUCGCCUUCCUCGCGCUCCUCGCCUUCCUCGCACUCCGCCUCCGCGCGCGCCGCCGCGCCAACCGCCCCUUCAUGGGCGGCGGCAUCUCGUACCAGUCCUACGUUCCGCGCUCACCCUCGAUCCUCCCCGACUCCCCGCGCCGCGCCCCCGCCCCGAUAAACACAAACUCCUCGGCGCGCGCGCCGACGCUCCCGGAGAUGUCGUACGUCGGCGGCGGCUCGGGCCUGACCGCGGGCCGCGGCGAGCUGUUCCCGAGCAUGAUCUCGACGUCGACAGGGAGCGGCGGCGGGAUGCCCAUCAGCCCCGUCCCGACCGAGCACUCCGGCUUCUCCGCAGACGCGGACGCGGACGUCGAGGCCACGGCAGGCACAGAGGUUGUGGGGAGUCGAAGGAACGAGCCGCGCAUGCGCGAGACGAUGGUGAGCUCGGUGGCGAGCGUCGUGCGCGGCGGGGGCCACUCGAGCCUGAGCGCGGAGGCGAUGAUGAUGGGCGCGGCGGUGGACCCGUUCGCGGACCCGACGAUGGGCGCGCACGCGGCCGCGGCGGAGGAGUCGCUGAAGACGCCUGCGGAGCCCGUGAGCCCGGGGAGUGUGCGUGGGGUGGAGGGCGCGGUGAAUCCGUUUGCGGACCCGGAGCUGUUGGCGCCGCAUGGGCAGGAGAGGCUGUCGGUGAUGACGGUGUCGACGAUGUCGAACGUCCAGUUGGUGGGUUUAACAGCCUGGGGAGGCGAUGUGAAGGAGGAGUGCUACUCGGACACUGUCGCGGUACAUAGCUCUGGACCCUGCUAG